ACUGUCUCUCAGCAUGGCUUUGCCGCAAAAGAUCCAACGACAAUUCUCGCCUGAAGAGAUUCAGUUCAUUGCAGGCAAUGAAUUCAUCUCCAUCAUUCCUAAUUUCACUCUAGACAAAAUGGAAUUCAUCCAGACGUCCUAUGGCCCGUUUAUGCCGCCUUUGCAAGCCCAGGUACCACUAUGGCUUGCAGUUGCUCUCAAAAAAAAUAGAAAAUGCUCAAUUGUCCCGCCCAACUGGUUCACGAAAGACAAUCUACAGGCAUUAUUGCAAAAUGAGGAAGACCACGACGAGUUUGCAAAAGUCCCGUUUCACUAUAUGGAAAUAGCCCACAUGUUAAUUGAAGUAGCGCCCGAUGAAAUACCUGAUAUUGAACACAUUCGAAAGCUAUUGAAAGAUAUUCGGGAGUGUCGACAAAGGAAGACGCGAGAUUUGCUAGGCAAAGUGGACGGGACCCGACUCGAGCUGCACAAUAUGUCUCGGAUGGAGCUCAACGAAAUACGUCCGCUGUUCUCGGCUGCCUUCAAUGAAAUGACCAAACUCCAAUUUUUAGAUAACCAGGAUGAAGUUAUGGAAUGAAUGGGGGGUUCGACUCAUCAAUGUAACAUAGUCACACUGCUGAUCAUCUCAAGCUGCUAUAUCGUCAUACUUGUAAACAAUUUAUUUAGGUCUCUACAGUACAAAAAGCAUACACUCUGAGAUUUGGCCAAGAUGGGGGCUUUAAAUUUGCGGCACAGUAUACUUAUAAUAAAACAACAGCAUUAAUUUCUUUGGUAAGAUGGGGAUUGAGUUAAGUUGGGUUAUGCU
Molecule: messenger RNA, 805 nt
Organism: Umbelopsis ramanniana AG
Lineage: Eukaryota; Fungi; Mucoromycota; Umbelopsidomycetes; Umbelopsidales; Umbelopsidaceae
Exons: 5
Coding region: 14-577 (187 amino acids)
Biological process (GO): double-strand break repair via break-induced replication; DNA replication
Cellular component (GO): GINS complex; nucleus
Source: RefSeq, a predicted model, not a curated record